Messenger RNA from Dracunculus medinensis (Guinea worm), 1461 nucleotides. Lineage: Eukaryota; Metazoa; Nematoda; Chromadorea; Rhabditida; Dracunculidae. The record is from the annotation of a GenBank genome assembly.
AUGUCAGCAGCUAUCGUUCUACAACUUCAAAUAGUGAAAUUCAGCAAAAGAAAAACAAUGCUGAACGAUGAAGAAAGGAAACCAAAAGACUAUUAUAACAUUGUUUAUCUAAUUACAAUGCUUCAUGGAAUCGGCAUAUUAAUUCCAUGGAAUAUGUUUAUCACUAUCGCACCUUCCUACUUCGUUGGUUAUAAACUGUUAAUUACCGAUAGCGAUGGAGUGAAACACGAAACGAAAUAUUCAUUAAAUUUCUUUAGUUAUAUUGGAGUUUGUUCGCAGUUACCCAAUCUUCUGCUAAGCUUUCUCAAUAUAUUCGUUCAAAUAAAAGGAGGUCUUCAGCGAAGAAUUAUUGUUUCACUUAUUGUCAUCGGUACAUUAUGCCUAAUAACUGUAAUUUUCGCCUUAAUUGAUACGUCGUCAAUGGUGGCGGCAUUUUUCUUCAUCACAAUAUUCACUGUCGUUUUGUUGAAUGCAGCGACUGGAAUAUAUCAGAAUUCAUUGUAUGGAAUUGUUGCUUCAUUUCCGCCACGUUUCACGAAUGCAAUUGUUCUCGGCAAUAAUGUUUGUGGAUUGUUUGUUUCUAUUGUUAAUAUUAUAACACUCGUCGCUUCAAAUUCGAUUCAAAAUGCAGCGGUGGCAUAUUUCAGUAUUGCACUUUUCACCAUUAUUGCUUGUUUUGUAUCCUUCAUUAUGCUUCCUAAAUUCGUGAGUGGUUGCGACGUCUUUUCCUCUUUAGGUCUAGACUGUCAACUUCGAUAUUUGGAAUCAUUCUUGCUGGAAUUCUAUAACUAUUAUAUUGCAAAAUCGGAAAUCGAAUCUUUGGAUGAGGAUUUAAUCAAUAAAAAUCAGACGAAGUGGCAGAUAUAUUGUGCUGUUUUGAAGAAGAUAUGGGUGCAAUGUUUCAAUGUUUUUUUUGUAUUUUUUGUGACACUCGCCAUCUUUCCUGCAAUAAUGGCUGAUGUUCGGCUUUGGAGAAGUGAUGGUGUUUAUGAUUUUUUCAUUCCUGAAUUUUUGUUCACACCUAUUACAACAUUUCUGUUAUUCAAUACAUUGGCUAGCAUUGGCUCUGCUUUUGCUAGUUUUGUACAGUGGCCUAGCCCAAGAUAUUUGGUGAUACCUGUUGUACUACGUUUACUCUUGUUACCUGCGAUGAUGUUUUGCAAUUAUCGUCCAAAUCUCCGAACUUGGCCAGUGCUUAUUACCAAUGAAUAUAUCUAUUUUGCGUUAGGGCUUGUCAUGUCAUUUACUUGCGGUUAUUUCAGUUCUUUGGCGAUGAUGUAUGCACCAAGACUCGUUGAAAAAUCGAAAGCAUCGAUCGCUGGGAUGAUAUCGGCAUUCUUUCUCAUAUUUGAUCAAGGUGUUAUUGCAGUUACUAGAGUUUUCUGUGGAAUAGCUUCAACAUUUGCAAUUUCAUACUUCACAGACCAUAUGGGCCCGCAGGAACGAAUUCAACAACCAUGA